Ramularia collo-cygni is the source of this 1086-nucleotide messenger RNA. RefSeq lists its product as uncharacterized. The transcript has a single exon. NCBI's taxonomy places the organism in Eukaryota, Fungi, Ascomycota, Dothideomycetes, Mycosphaerellales, Mycosphaerellaceae. The coding region runs from base 1 to 1086 and encodes 361 amino acids. Gene Ontology annotation, biological process: protein phosphorylation. Gene Ontology annotation, molecular function: protein kinase activity; ATP binding. The record is from RefSeq and is a predicted model, not a curated record.
AUGACCAACCGCAUCAACUUCGAAAAGGACAACUACAUCAUCAAAGAGCUAGGAGAAGGUUCCUACGGAAACGUAUACGCCUCCAUCCCCAAACCCCUCGCCGAUCAAAUCCUCGCAGAGCGAGCACAAUCAUCCGACCCCCUAGCAACCCAAACCGCCCUCACACAACUCCGAGCGAGCGUGGAAGCAGCGAAAAUUUCAAAAGGCGGCAUCAGCUUCGGUCGUAAACUCAAUUGUAUCGCAGAAGUUGACGUCCUCCAGACAUUAGAAGCAGGAGCCCAUCCCAAUAUUGUCCGUCUACGGACCGCGGAUCCUUCAUCUUCUCAUGGCUGGUUCACCCUCGAGCCCCUGGCGGGCAAGACCUUUCUCGAAUUUCUCCAUCAUUUCGAUGGCGCCAAUAACUCUCCUCCUACUACUACACGACCGCCACCACCACCACAGGUAAGUCUCGGCUGGCAUAUCCUCUUCCAACUCGCCGAAGCUUUUCUCGCGCUACAUUUCGGAUACAAAGGGCAAGGAUUUCUCCCUGGAAGUAGUAAAAGAAGAACUUUCGCGCAUUCGGAUCUAUCCAUGUCUAAUAUCAUGUUUCGUCCGCGAGGGAUAUAUCGGGAUUAUCCCGAUGUAGUACUUGUUGACUUGGGUAAUGUAGUAGAAUUCACGUCCGAGGACGAGGGAGGAAUCCCAUCCCCUUCUUCUUCUUCCUCAAGAAGAAUCGCAUUACAAUCCCGAGACGUCCUAGCAGCCGUACGAAUCCUAACGAGUAUAUUCAAUCGAACAGGAAAUAUCCCCCUUCGAAAUACUCUAGAAAGACAUAUCUUCUCAACGAGCACAGGGAAUGGUAAGACCUCGAAUUUCCAAACUUCAGCGGAAUACUUACAGUAUCUGAUUGAUAUGCGAGACGAAGCUUUUCGUGAACGAGAGAGACUUUAUGAACCUCUUGCUGAGGAUCUUGUUUGGUAUUUUGAGGCGGAUCAGGAGAUUGUUAGUGAUGCGUGGUUGGGGAGAUGUUUUCCUGUGCUGGCGCAGGGGAGGAGGGUGAGUCCGCGUCAGGAGGCCCUAAGGGUUAGGCGUGGGUUGGGGUUGUGA